This is a messenger RNA of Neohortaea acidophila, 510 nucleotides long. RefSeq names its product Mss4-like protein. Gene Ontology annotation, molecular function: carbon-sulfur lyase activity. The record is from RefSeq and is a predicted model, not a curated record. Bases 1 to 510 code for a protein of 169 amino acids. NCBI's taxonomy places the organism in Eukaryota, Fungi, Ascomycota, Dothideomycetes, Mycosphaerellales, Teratosphaeriaceae. The transcript is spliced from 3 exons.
AUGUCUGAAUCUGAAGCGUAUAUCCCGCCUUCUGGCGUUGCCGAAGAUGGCUGGACCAAGGAUGGCAGAGCAACAGCGACUUGCUAUUGCGGCGAGGUGCAGCUCUCGUUCCCCGUGGAUGGCGAUGACCUGGUCGACACCUUCAUCUGCCACUGUUACGACUGUCGAAAGAUUACGGCCUCGAUGUACGCCUCCAAUUUCAUCGUCAAAGACGGCGCCAUCAAAUGGAUCCGCGGCGAGGACAAGCUCAGCGAAUGGGGCCAGAGCAAGACGAUUGCCACGGGCAACAAGAUGACCAACCGAUUCUGCUCCGUCUGUGGCACCCUCAUGGCCAGAGUCAGCAGUGGCUUCCCCGGGAUGAGCAUUCUGCGCAUUGGGACGGUGGACGACUUUAGACUGCACGAGACCAAAUUGAAGCCGAGGAUUGAGCAGUUUGCAAAGGAUCGUGUGGCGUGGUGUGCGGCUGGGGAUGGUGUGACGCAGAAGGAAGGGAAUUACUACACGGGUUGA